This is a messenger RNA of Daldinia vernicosa, 1395 nucleotides long. RefSeq lists its product as uncharacterized. Gene Ontology annotation, cellular component: ascospore wall; prospore membrane; lipid droplet. The transcript is spliced from 8 exons. Bases 192 to 1061 code for a protein of 289 amino acids. Lineage: Eukaryota; Fungi; Ascomycota; Sordariomycetes; Xylariales; Hypoxylaceae. The record is from RefSeq and is a predicted model, not a curated record.
UUUGACAAACUGCACGUGUCAUUCAUUCUAUAAUAAACGAAAUCAAUUCUUGACGUAUUAUAACUUGACAGCUUUUUAUCCAUCUCUCUAUAUUUUUAAGUUCUCCAACUUACUACUUACAAGAAGACAAAAUUUAUUACAUAUCAUACUACUAGAAUAUCUAAUAUCAACAUCUAACUAAGGUCUUAGCAAUGUCUAGUGGCUUCGCAAGCAACGUGCAAGCCAGAGCCCAAGAGGUGGCGAAAGAAGAUUAUGAGAAAGCAAAAGUCCUCCUGUCAGAGGCUGCAAGAAGCGGAUCUUACCUGUACCCAUUUCGGGGUAUUAUCUACUUCAUUACACAUAGAUCAUUAUGGAAACCAUUUUACUCGCGCAUAUUGCCUACUCUAGGGCUUACUGCAGGAGUUACAGCGGCCAUGUUUUUCUUCACUUAUCUACCACAGCUAGCAAUCCUCGUCUUCGUAAACGGGCCCUUGGCCGUCUUUACCACCGUGCUUCUUAUACUUAACGAGAGCUCUACUAUUGUUAACCUUAUUUCCCGCAAUUUUCUCUUACAAGAUGCACUUCUCGACACUUUUGACGGUACACUCGUUGCGAAGGGCGCAAUCGGUAUUGUUAGCGAGGGGCGACAAUUGAAACCUGGCCAAGACCCGAUUGGAAGGCUGGGCAAGAUUCUUAAAAACCCAUUCUCCAAGUUUACCCCAAAGGCCUUGAUCAGAUACGUUAUGUAUCUUCCACUUAACUUCAUUCCCGUCGUCGGCACCGUCAUAUUUAUCAUUAUCCAAGGUAGGACAAGAGGCAGUUCCAUCCAUGACCGAUAUUUCCAACUGAAAGGGUGGACGCCAUCUCAACAACGGGAUUGGCUUGAACGCCACUCCGCUGCAUACGCAACCUUCGGAAUAAUUGCGACUCUCCUCGAAAUGAUACCUAUAGUGUCGAUGUUCUUUACAUUUACCAACACUGUGGGUGCUGCGCUCUGGGCAGCCGAUAUUGAGCAGAACAACACAGAGAUGACACAGGGCACUGCCCCUAACCUGCGGGAAUCUGCGAAGAAGGCCGAGUAGGGUUGCACGAAAGACGCACCAGACCGACGCCUCCGAGAUUAAGUGCAUCGAAGAUCCGGCACAGCAAUGCAUAACCGACCUGCAUCUUGGUAAGACUUUGACUAAGUCUUGAGGCAGGUAACUUGUGCUAUUCGUUACCAUUCAGGUUGCAAAACAACAGGCGAGGAGUAGUAAGAUCGUGAAGCUUUAGGGAUUUCAGUUAAACGAACUACUUAGAAGAUUCAAUGGGCACUAGGCACUCGGAACUACAUAUGCAGUGUAUCUGUGGCUCAGGUCCAUGUAUCACAGAUAAAUCGGUAUUAUAAUUCGGAACUAGUCACCAUACUUCGCUGAA